UUAGACGAACGCAUGUACGGUAAACUUCACGGAAGCGACAGAGACUGCGUCGGCAUGCCUGGAGCAGAGCAAGUAUGGAAGGUGGUGCAUGGAACAGGCUCGUAGAACCAGGAGGGAUUGCCUGUGGGGCCGGAGGGUCCAUGGUGGAGGAGGACGGGAAGUGGAUUUGAUCGGGGCCGGCAGCAGCGAGGAGACUACAGGCGUAGGAUCGGUCGGCGGUGGGUCAUCCGGCAGAGGUGGUGGGCUUGAGAGUACUGGUGGUGGGAGAGGAGGUAUGAAGUCCAAUGGAGUUGGGGGAGGAGAUGACAUGAUCGAAGACGCUGGAUUCACAUAAUCAGAUGGAGGAGGGUUAGAGUCCCAAUGGAAGUGUCUGAUGGAGGAGCAUGAUGAGUGAGUGGUGCUGAUG
Messenger RNA from Tarenaya hassleriana, 406 nucleotides. RefSeq names its product glycine-rich RNA-binding protein GRP2A-like. Lineage: Eukaryota; Viridiplantae; Streptophyta; Magnoliopsida; Brassicales; Cleomaceae. The coding region runs from base 89 to 334 and encodes 81 amino acids. The record is from RefSeq and is a predicted model, not a curated record. The transcript is spliced from 2 exons.